Messenger RNA from Dreissena polymorpha, 1642 nucleotides. RefSeq names its product U3 small nucleolar RNA-associated protein 18 homolog. Gene Ontology annotation, biological process: rRNA processing. The record is from RefSeq and is a predicted model, not a curated record. Gene Ontology annotation, cellular component: Pwp2p-containing subcomplex of 90S preribosome; small-subunit processome. The transcript has 13 exons. NCBI's taxonomy places the organism in Eukaryota, Metazoa, Mollusca, Bivalvia, Myida, Dreissenidae. Gene Ontology annotation, molecular function: protein binding. Bases 85 to 1581 code for a protein of 498 amino acids.
UUAACUCAUUUUUGGUACCGUACAACUUCCCGGAAAACGGCACCAAAGGAAAACACGUGAACUAAUAAACAGAAUAAACUAAGAAUGCUACGCAAAACGACAUUAACGACAGCCAAAGAACAUACAAACAUCCGUAAAAGGAGAAUGCCCAUACGUAAAAAACUUACCCCAUUAGGUGAUAAAAAGCCCAAAGAAGAUACCGAGGCCGAGUUAGAGAGCUUAGUUAUUGGAAGUGAAGUUCAGAUUUUGGAAGAAUUAGAGAAAGUUGCAAACAAAAGUGAAAAUCAGCCUUCAGACAAAAUACAUGUAUCUGGACAGAAAAGACCUGCAUGGAAAGAUGAGGAUGAUGACAUUGGGAGUAUUCAGUUGACAAGUGCAAGAAAGUUUGUUGGAAUCAAACGAGAAGAAGAGUCAAAGAUAACAAAGAAAGAAUAUAAACAAAGGCUCCAAUCACAAUUUGAAAAGUUGUCAAGCACACCAAAUUGGGCAAAACUUCCGUCAGAGAGAGACAGACACUCUGAAGAUGAAGACAGUGAUGUGGAAGACCUUCUACAGAAGACAGGUACGUUCCUGGCGGGAUCAACAUCUCUACCCCAGGGCAUGAUACAGAUCAAGUCCUGCACAGACCUGAACAAGGAGGGAUAUAUGAGGGUGAGGGAUUUCUCACAGACUGCAGUGAAAGCUCUCGAGUUCCACCCAUCAGCACAAGUGGCCUUGACUGGAGGGGCCAACAACACUCUGACAUUGUUCCAGGUGGAUGGCAAAACGAAUCCCAAAAUCCAGAGUUUCUUCCUGGAGAGUUUUCCCAUCAACUGCGCCCACUUCACGAGAGAUGGGGAGCAGGUGCUCAUUGGCUCCAGGUGGAAAUGCUUCAAGUAUCUGGACAUGCUGGCUGGGAAGGUGGUCGAUGUCCCUUUGAAAGGUAUAGAGGAGAAGUGCAUGGCAGUGUUUGAGAUGUCGCCAGAUGGGAAAUAUUACGUGUUCAUGGGACAGUAUGGCAAUAUGCACUUCAUUUCCGCAAAGUCAAAAGAGUGGUUGUUCAGUUUGAAGAUGAAUGGCCAUGUACAGUCUAUAUCUUUCUCAAUUGAUGGACAACAGCUUUUCUCCUUUGGAGAUGAUGGUCAUGUGUAUGUAUGGGAUAUACGUUCACGUGAGUGUAUACACCGCUUUAUUGAUGAGGGAUGUACCCGUGGAACCUUUUUGACUGUUUCUCUGAACAACCAGUACCUGGCUUGUGGUUCCAACACAGGUGUUGUCAAUCUGUAUGAGAGAGAGAGUUGCAUGUUGGAAUUUGAACCCAAGCCUAUAAAGAGCAUCAUGAACCUCACAUCUAGCUGCAAAAUAGCCAAAUUUAAUGCUACUUCAGAGAUUCUCUGCAUAGGAUCAAGAGACGAAGAAAAGGCUGUCAAACUUUUCCACAUAGCAAGUCAGUCAGUGUUCUCCAACUUCCCUGACAAGAUGGAUCACAAUCUAAAGGUGCCUACUGUGGUCGACUUCUCCGUGAACAGUGGAUACCUUACUAUUGGCACUGUCUCAGGAAAGGCGCUCCUGUACAGAUUGAAGCAUUAUGGAAACUACUAGGCUGGGAACUAUUUCACCUGAAUUGUUAUUGGCAUUUUGUAAAUAUAAAACAUAAGUAUUG